UUAUUGUGCAAAUGAGAUUCCAUUUCUAUGGACAUUCUCUCGAGGGAAAUUAUCAUAUUUCCCAAAAUGCUGUUGGAAGAGGAGGAUUCGGAAGCAAGUGUCUCACGAAAUAAAUGGAAAAAAGUAACGCAGAAUGCUACUUUAUGUUUAGCAGAUAAUCGUAGGAUUGUAGCUAUAGUUGUAUUUGUUAUCAUACCAAUUUGUAGUUUCACUUUGCUCCUUCUGCCUCAGGAAAGGAAACUAGUGUUGGAUUUUCCACGUGGUUUCAACAAAGGGAGCAUACUAUAUUCCGCUUGGAAUAAUUCCUUUUUAUUAAGAAAUUCCUCAGAUAUUUGUAACAACGAUGAAUACGUUCCUUCAGUUUCAAGUUUAUUGAGAGGUGCCUCAGUCUUGUUGGCCUUGAAUAUCAGAAACGGAGGACACGUACUGCCACAUAUUGCAGUUGAAGUUCUCAAACUAUCCAAGUAUUUCCUUCCUGAUAGUUUAUUUGUCUCUAUAUAUGAAAGUGGUAGCAAGGACACAAGUGGCCUUUGUCUGCACAAACUGGCUGAAGAGCUGAAUAUGCGAAAUAUACGACAUAGGAUAAUUGUAAAUGGCAGUAUUGUGAGGGAAAGCAAGGAGAACAGGAUUCACUUUUUGUCUCGCAUUAGAAAUGAAGUUUUGGAGCCACUCUAUACUGGAAACUUUUCGGCAAAAUAUGUGGCGUUUAUCAAUGAUGUUUUCUUUUGUGCUAAUCAGAUUACAAGGUUGCUUUUACAUAUUAUUCAUGGUGCAGAUAUGGUUUGCGGUCUGGAUUAUGGUUCUGACUUGAAAUUUUAUGACAUUUGGGUCACAAGAGACAUACAUGGAGGUCCUGUCACAAAUGCUGAAAAUUGUUCGAUCUUUCAGUCAAAAUCAGACGUAAUGUUGUGUCAGCAAAGAAAGCUUGUUCCCGUUUUCUCCUGUUGGAAUGGUUUAGUGGCCAUGAAUGCUGAUAUUUUCUCAAAGAGUAAUAUUCGUUUUCGUUCGGUAGAUAAUAUCCGAGGAGAUUGUCCGGCUUCAGAAUGUACGCUACUCUGUUUGGACUUGUGGAGAAAUAACCAUCAACUUGUCUAUGUGGAUCCAGAGGUUAAGGUAGCAUAUGAUUCUACGGUAUUUUCCAAAAUUUUCUCACAGUCAGGCACAAUCUUAAACAGAAGUAUUAUUGAAGUAAUUCGAGAAGAGGAAUUGAACAAAUUUUUGCCACCUCAGUAUUACUUCUGUGAGCCACUUCCCCCUUACUCUACUCGAGAUGAUCCAAACAGAGCUCGAGCAUCUNGAAUACUUCCAGUGAUCAAUCUCAAUGUUGUUGGAUGGGCAGAGUGUCUUUUAUAUAGCUACUUGUAUGACCUGUUAUGUACUCGUGGCUUACAAAUAGAAAAUGGAUUGCUACUCAUUUCAUAUUUUAUGCAAUUAGGAAACACAACGCUUCACAGCAACAAUCUCAGUCUUCAAUCCCACCCACCAUCAGUCGAGUGGGAGCAAAAAUAUCUCUUCUCAAUGGCUAAAAACUCCAAUGACUUUUGCCUAUUUUGUUCUAUGUUGGCAUUCAAUUCUUCUAUAUCGUUUCGCAGAGCUACUUUUUCCGUCAAAAUAAGAAAAAUGGUUUCACUUCGUAGGACACCUCUUUUUUGUUCUUCAGUAAUACUUUCGUCUCUUGGAGAACAUAAGGAGAAACUGUCCUUUCCCUCUCUGAAGGCAGAUUCUUUUCGCCAUCCCAUAGACCUUGUCUCCACUAACUUAUUACGCAGAGUAGUAGGGCUUGAGGUGAUAUCCAGGCGACUCAUUAAUCCUUUUAUAGAGAAAUUAUUUCUCCUUGAGAAUCUUUCCGUUGGGAUCCAAGUUUCUAGUAGACAGUUGCCUGAGUUAUAUGCAUUGUUGGUUCAGGCUUGUAGUAUUCUGAACAUAUAUCCCUAUCCUUCUUUAUUUUUGCGACAGAGUCCAUAUCCCAAUGCAUAUACUCUUGCAUUUCAAGGAGAGAAACCUUUUAUAGUUAUACACUCAUCUCUGUUGGAUAUACUCACUGAAGCCGAACUUCAAGUAGUUUUAGCUCAUGAACUAGGACACUUAAAAUGUGAACAUGGAGUUUGGCUGACGUUAGCCAACUCCUUUGCAAUCCUCUGUAGUUCUUUUGGUGCAAUAGGCUUUCCACUUUCUAAUGUACUAGAACGUCACAUGACAAAGUGGUUUCAAGCAGCGGAGUUCUCCUGUGAUAGAGCCUCCUUAUUAGUAUCCCAGGAUCUUUUCACAGUAACUUCUACUAUAAUGAAAUUGGCUGGUGGGUCGUCUAGCAUUCAUCAUCAGCUGGAUGUGAGAGAAUACAUGAGACAGGCUGAGGAGUUUACAAGGGAAUCAGAAAAAGGUUUUCUAUCUCAAAUAGCUUCGAAACAACUUGCUGAAGUGGCUUCGCAUCCUCUUCCAGUUGUUCGUAUAACGGAGUUGAAUCGAUGGUCGACUUCUUUGGAAUAUACAAGAUUGUUAAGAACCGGAAGGCCUCUUGUGAAGGAGUGAUUCGAAGGCAUCUGGGUGCUUUGUACAAAUAAUUUUAUAAAAUUUCGAUAAAUAAGAUCUUGUCGGCGUAUUGACAGAAAUUAAUUGUCUA
Messenger RNA from Galdieria sulphuraria, 2620 nucleotides. RefSeq names its product peptidase M48. The record is from RefSeq and is a predicted model, not a curated record. Gene Ontology annotation, molecular function: metalloendopeptidase activity. The transcript is spliced from 3 exons. Gene Ontology annotation, biological process: proteolysis. The coding region runs from base 28 to 2529 and encodes 833 amino acids. Lineage: Eukaryota; Rhodophyta; Bangiophyceae; Galdieriales; Galdieriaceae.